AUGCUCACCGGUUCUAGCCAACAUCUUUCCAUCCACUUCCCCAGCCCGACAACAGUCAGCUUCACCGUUUCUACCAGACAACCGUAUCCGCAAGCCUGGUCGACAACAAGAACCUCUUCCUAUUCAUACUUCCCCAAUGUCCCUAUUUUCACCCUCAUCAAGCACGCGUUGCGAAUCCUUCUCACCUUGUGCAUUGUCCUCAUUAACCUGACGAAAGUCCAGACAGACGGCCCGCCCUCAAGAAUUGACGCGUAUGCGGAUUUCGGGCUACAGCUCAGUUUGCUCGGCGGGACCAUCAGAGUAAUUGCCGAACGGACAGAAUGGUGGAUCCUGGCACCGAUGAGCUUAGGGAUUGUCUGGGCGUGCUUGAGGAGGGACUAUGUCGGUAUGGGUGCCGUCUCGUUUUGUCUGUGGUUCUCUCAUCCUUUGGUUUUGCCCGAGGCUCUUGCAUCCAAAUUAUAA
Messenger RNA from Cladophialophora bantiana CBS 173.52, 462 nucleotides. RefSeq lists its product as uncharacterized. The record is from RefSeq and is a predicted model, not a curated record. The transcript has a single exon. The coding region runs from base 1 to 462 and encodes 153 amino acids. NCBI's taxonomy places the organism in Eukaryota, Fungi, Ascomycota, Eurotiomycetes, Chaetothyriales, Herpotrichiellaceae.